UUAUCAAUACGCUUUUGAAGCCACACAAGCCAUCAUAAGUCAAAAAACGUUACAAAACUAAAAAUCCUACAAAAUGUACAAAUUGUUUGUUCUUGCUGCCCUCUUCGCCAUUGCUGCUGCACGUCCUGGUUUCAUCGAAUCUCCAGUCGUCUAUUCAGCACCUGCUGCUGUUGCCGUACAUGAACCCGCCUAUGCCAAAGUAGGAGCUGUUGUCAAGAGCAUACCAACUGCCGUCUCUCACCAAAGCCAAUCCAUUGUACACAGCUCCGCACAUGUUGUUGAAGAUGUUGUAGCUCCAGUUGUGAAGACCACAUAUGCUGCACCGGUUGUAAAGACCAUUGCCGCUCCCGUUGUACAAACUUAUGCUGCAGCUCCAAUUGUUAAAUCAUACGCUGCUCCAGUAGUGCACUCUUAUGCUGCACCAAUUGCAACAUAUGCUGCUGCUCCAGUAUUGAAAACCUAUGCCGCCCCAGUAUCAUAUGCUAGUUCACACUUGACCUAUGCAGCUCCUGCUCACUACUCAGCUUGGUAAUUGAACGGAUGUGAAGAACAAAAGAUUUUGUAUAUUUUGAACAAACGAAAUUAAUUAAAAAUUUUGAUGGAACGUU
Messenger RNA from Teleopsis dalmanni, 608 nucleotides. Its product is annotated as pupal cuticle protein G1A-like. The record is from RefSeq and is a predicted model, not a curated record. Lineage: Eukaryota; Metazoa; Arthropoda; Insecta; Diptera; Diopsidae. Bases 74 to 532 code for a protein of 152 amino acids. The transcript has 2 exons.